AUGACACAGUCUCUGAUUAUCGAAAAGGUCCGCGCUGCUUUGGAGAAGUACGAGUCGAGGCUCAGCGACAUUAACCAGAAGAUCUGGUCGGAGCCUGAAUUGGCGUUCGAAGAGCACAGCGCGCACGAUAACAUCUGCGAUCUAUUUGAUGCUCUCGCUGCCCAAGGGUACCAAGUCAAACGAAGCGCCUAUGGGAUCGGCACCGCAUUGGAGGUCAGCUAUACGCGAGGCGAAGGUGGCCGAGUCAUCGUAUUUAAUGCCGAGUAUGAUGCGCUACCGGGCAUCGGACAUGCCUGUGGGCAUAAUCUGAUUGCGACCAGUUCAAUUGCGGCAUUCAUCGCCACGUGCGAAGCCAUGAGUGCCAUGUAUUCCGAUGCCAUUGGCUAUUCGGUUCGUUUGCUGGGAACCCCUGCGGAAGAAGGCGGCGGAGGAAAGCUGCAGCUCAUUGAUGCUGGUGCGUAUAAGGAUGUGGAUGCUUGCUUCAUGGUUCAUCCGUUUCCCGCGCUUUCGGGCGCGCCCGAUCUUCUCAGCUCCAGCUUUUGCUCAGGUCAGUAUCUGGCAAACAACAAGAUUGAGGUAACUUUCACCGGGAAACCGGCACACGCAUCUGCUGCUCCUUGGGAAGGAGUUAAUGCCCUCGAUGCUGUUGUAGCCGCAUAUGUCAAUAUCUCCAUGCUGCGCCAGCAGAUCCUCCCCACACAGAAGAUUCACGGAGUGGUGCUCCGUGGAGGGGAGCGACCUAAUGUCAUUCCGGCCUCUACCACAGUGGAGUACUAUAUCCGGUCUGAAACGAUCAGGACACUGAAGCCGCUCACCGAGAGAGUUCUCAAAUGUUUUGAAGCGGCUGCAACAGCCACCGGGUGUACUGUCGAUUAUAAAUGGGAACCGGCAUACAUGGACAUGAUGAUCAACCGCCCCAUUUGCAAGACUUACAUGGAUGCUAUGAAUAAGAUGGGCUACAAAACUAUCUACGACGCGGUUGGCCAGGAAGGUGGCCUGAGCGGCGGAUCUACAGACAUGGGCAAUGUGUCAUAUGAGGUUCCUGGCUUCCAUGGCGGCUUCUACAUCAAUGCCGACGGAGUAAACCACACACCACAGUUUACCGCUGGCGCCGGUUCUGAGGAUGGCUUCAGGCGCAGUCUGUAUUGCGCGGCGGGCAUGGCCGUCGUGGGAUGUCAGGUGUUGGCCGAUGAUGCAUUUGCCACUGCUGUUAAAUCGGAUUUUGAGAACUGGAAAUGA
Penicillium canariense is the source of this 1239-nucleotide messenger RNA. RefSeq names its product M20 family metallopeptidase. Lineage: Eukaryota; Fungi; Ascomycota; Eurotiomycetes; Eurotiales; Aspergillaceae. The record is from RefSeq and is a predicted model, not a curated record. Bases 1 to 1239 code for a protein of 412 amino acids. The transcript is spliced from 3 exons. Gene Ontology annotation, molecular function: dipeptidase activity.